AUGGCUGACAGGGAAAAUCCACAACUCUCGCAGGACGACCUCCUGGCUCGAAUCGCAGAGCUUCAGGCAGAAGUACGAAGGAUAGCGGAGCUAUCAACCCAGAACAAUGGAGAAAGCUCCAAAGGCUCGGCCCAAGGUGUCGCAGAUCCUUUAAACAUCACCCCGCCAAAAGAGAAGCUCACCCUCGACAAUCCCUUCUCCGAGGAGAUCACAAACUACCAAAUGCCAAAGAACUUUACACUGGCCACUGCACUAGAACCAUACAAGGGGUUCGGAGACCCCCGGGCCCACGUGAAGAAGUUCCAAUCAAUGAUGUUCUUCAAUGGUCCUAACAAUGAGCCCGUCCUCUGCCGAGAAUUCCCCACAUACCUUGAUGGCGCUGCAUUGCUCUGGUUUUCUAAACUUUCUGCAGGUUCAAUCUCCUCCUUUGAAGACCUAGCCAGGUCAUUCAUUGACUAUUUUGCUGCAUCAAGGAUAUAUGUACAUGGAUCAGAUUACCUCGGCACCAUCAAGCAAGGUCAGAACGAGAGCUUGAAGGACUACAUGACCAGAUUCGCGGAUGCCACUAUGGAGAUCCAGGACUUGGACCCGGCCGUCCACCUACACGCCCUAAAAGCCGGCCUCAGGCCCGGUAAAUUCUGGGAGACCAUCGCUAUAACAAAGCCUAAGACGCUAGAAGAGUUCCGCGAAAGGGCAGCAGGUCAAAUGGAAAUCGAAGAACUCCGUGAGGCCCAAAAGUCGGACAAACAACCACAUCGAGAUAUCCUCAACGCCAAAAUCAUAAAGCUACCAGCUCGAGCAGGAAGCUACCAGGACCAAAGAUUCGUGGACAGAACGAAACAUUGUGCUUUCCACCAAAAGUUCGGCCACACCACGGACAACUGCAUUGUCGCAAAGGAUCUCCUAGAAAGGCUGGCACGCCAGGGACUCUUAGACAAAUAUGUCAAGAGCCGGAAGGGCAGAAGAGGAAACUCGGACAGGGAAGAGAACAAACAAGCAACGACGAACAACAACAAAAAAGAACGGACAACCCCCGAUCCACCAAGGGGAAUUAUUAGCCACAUAUCAGGAAGAUUCGCAGGCGGAGGAGAAACAAGCUCGGCCAGAAAGCGAAGCUACAGGGUGAUGCUGGCAAUCGAAGGAACCAUACAUCCAAAGAAGGACAAAGACCCAGAUGUCACAAUAUCCUUCAACCAAGCAGACUUCAGAUCGGCAAGCCCUAACCUCGACGACCCCGUGGUAAUUUCCAUCCAGGUCGGAGAACUAUUGGUAAGAAAAACAUUGCUGGACCCAGGUAGUAGUGCUGAUGUUUAA
Messenger RNA from Arachis stenosperma, 1314 nucleotides. RefSeq lists its product as uncharacterized. Lineage: Eukaryota; Viridiplantae; Streptophyta; Magnoliopsida; Fabales; Fabaceae. The record is from RefSeq and is a predicted model, not a curated record. The transcript is spliced from 2 exons. The coding region runs from base 1 to 1314 and encodes 437 amino acids.